AUGAGCUCGGUGCUGAUUGUGACAGUGAACAAGCUGGUUUUGGAACGUUUCCACUAUCCAAUCUUUCUGACCUGGAUUCAUCAGAUUGCUGGAUGGCUUCUCUCAUCUCUCUACCUCAAUUCACAUGGUCAAGGCGUACCAGAUAUGCCUGCCUUCUCCCAACUUACCCUCGCUGUCGCAUAUUCAGCCUCUCUUUUGUUGCUUAAUGUAUCCCUUUUAGUCAACGACAUUGCGUCGUAUCAACUAUUGAAAGUGCUGACCACUCCAGCUGUUGCCAUUCUUCAAUUCUUGUGGUUGGGCAAAACUGUGCCACCGAAUUGUAUUAUUGCAUUAGCCAUGGCGACAAUUGGCGUGCCUCUAGCCACAAUGAAUUCUGGAUUUAACAUUGGAUUCGGUUUUGUGCUUGGUCUUGUCGCUUCUGUUGUCGCGGCUGCCAGCCAAAUCUUAAUCCAAAAAUUUCCUGCACUGAAUGGGAUAAUCCUCAUCGGGGUCGUGUCUCCCGCUUCAAGCCUGUUGCUGGGAUUUGCGGCAGUCGUUGAACUGUUCGUCGUUUGGUCUCCGGCGCAAAAUCCCAAUUUAACGCUAGGAACUGCAGGUCUUGUGAUUCUUUCAUGUAUUUUGGCAAUAUUCACGAACUACUUUUCCUUCUCGGUCAUUUCUAUGACUUCUGCCUUGACCUUUCAGUUUGUUGGACAUCUAAAGACAUUGGUAGUGAUUUUGAUAGGCAUGCUUGUUUUCCCGGCCAAUUCGUCUCUUCAGUCAAUUCGAGGAGUCUUUGGUAUCACGAUUACCGCAGCCAGUCUUGUUUUGUACUCAGUUGCUCGAUCGGACAUAAAAACAACAGGAGGCCUUGUAAGGCUAUGGUGGUCAACCACUGGUUCUAAAAACAUUAUGGCGAGAAGACCAGAAUUAAUCGCCUUCUCGUUAAUUAUAAUGACAAUGAUAAUGGCACCAAUGGCUAGUUUCUUGAUACCAACUCCAAUUGACGGAAAUAUUGAUAGAGCAUCAGAAGUCAAUUUGGUCAAUGUGCUACGUAUGGCAAUUACAGAGCCCUCGGACUCGAACUUUUUCGAGUGGACAAAUCCUGCAGUUGUGAAGGAACGAAUUUGUAUUGUGCACGCUGACAGUAGAGAUGUGGAAAUUGAGAAGCCCGAUGGUAGUAGCUAUACCGUCAUAUCGAGAUAUUACAUGUCUUGGUGGGCUAUUAGGCAUGGCUAUGAUUAUCGAGAUCUGAGAGUUCAGCGAAUGAAUGACUUAUAUGGAACAUGGGAUAAACUGCAAGGAAUUUUAGAGACCAUUCCGAAGUAUGAUGUCACAAUUUUUUUUGACUCUGAUGCUUACGUGACGGAUCUGGACACCACUGCAGAAUAUAUGAUGGAACGAUGGGGAUUUUCUCACAAUUCAUCAAUAAUGAUGGCUUUCGACCCUCCAAAUGAGGUCCCGGACAACUUUAAUAACACAAACACUGGUUUUAUUGUCAUACGAAAUACUCCUCUGUCAAUCAAGAUAUUCCAGGACCUCAUCACUUGCCCUGAUAAAAUACCAGGUUGUUCCUAUUGGAGGCAUAGAUGGCCACAUGAGCAGAAAGCCUUCAGCAAGUAUUUACGCCCCAAUCUGACAGAAGGCUCAGAAUUCAUCAUAGCUCCAUGUGAUGAGGCUAAUGGCCAUCCUGCUAAUGCAUACUGUAUAUGGGAUCGCCCCCGACCGCUCGCACCGUGUGCGACUUUAUUAAAUACACCUAUCGAAAACAACCCCGCACCUACAUCACAAUUGAUGCACUCGGCGGUACCACCAACCAGUGCCGCUCCCACACCUAGCAGUUCAUGCACUUCCGUACGAUACUUUGGUGAAGUCUACUACCCAGGACAGACUAAUCAUCUCGGGUGGUUGAGGACUUGUGAUGGCUGGACUUGUGCCUCUCCAUCGUGCUUCGUGACGAAAGGAUUCUAUACCUCUUGGACAGUUAUCAUCACCAGUGUCUUUGUGGAUGCCAAAGUGUGUGCUGAUCCGUCUAUCAAUUACUUUGGUUCCUGUUAUGCCCUUGGCAGUGUCAACAACUUGUGUUGGACGUCGAAUAGUGAAGGAUGGGUAUGCCCAUCGCCGUCUUGUGCAGUCCCUACUGGCCAGGUACGUCAACAUCAACGUUUGUCGGUAUUUUAA
This is a messenger RNA of Synchytrium microbalum, 2160 nucleotides long. RefSeq lists its product as uncharacterized. The coding region runs from base 1 to 2160 and encodes 719 amino acids. The transcript is spliced from 7 exons. The record is from RefSeq and is a predicted model, not a curated record. Gene Ontology annotation, molecular function: antiporter activity. Gene Ontology annotation, cellular component: Golgi apparatus. Lineage: Eukaryota; Fungi; Chytridiomycota; Chytridiomycetes; Synchytriales; Synchytriaceae.